GGCUCCCUCUCGUGACUAACGCUAGACGUUAAAAAUAAUGCGCAUGCGCGGAGAAGAUGCGUCUCGUUUGUGUUUUUUGUUGCACAUAGGCAGGUGAAACCCAACACACGAGUAUGAAAGAACAGAGAAGUGCUGAUCCUAAUGGGGAUUCUCCCAUACUGCAGGAGGGUGUUGUUGCAACAGCAGAUGACCCAAUGGCUAUCGCAACCAUUCAGCCAGGAGCCACAUUCUCGGCAGAUCAGCAAAUCAAGUAUCUGUUCAAAACAGAAGGAACAGGAGGGCAGGUAACAUACCGGGUGAUUCAUUUGGCUGAUGGACAGGUAGAAGAACAGGCAGAUGGGGCUGCGGCAGUCAGUGUGGUGACUGGGUUUCCCACAGCAACACACGCUAUAACCCAACCUGUAACCCAGUCUGAUAGUCUGGAAGGAGAAGCAUCUGAAACUCAGUACUACUAUCCCGCUACCAUCGCUGAUGCAGCUGCUGGAACCAUGGUAACCAAUGUCCAUACAGCAGAUUCAAUAAUUUCUCAACCCACCCCUACAGGUCAACUUUAUGUAAUGAUGUCACCUCAGGAUGUUCUAGCCACAACUCAACAGAGUAAGCCAGGAACGCAGCGCACAUCCAGGGAUGACAAGCGGAGGGCCCAACACAAUGAAGUGGAACGCAGACGCAGAGACAAGAUUAACAAUUGGAUUGUCCAGCUUUCCAAAACCAUCCCAGACUGCAAUAUAGACGCAGCCAAAAAUGGUCAAGUAAGUUUACAAAGUAAAGGUGGGAUCUUGUCCAAGGCAUGUGACUAUAUCCAAGAGCUACGUCAGAGCAGUACACGACUGGAAGAGGAGCUUAAUUCUUUGGCUAGACUGAGGAUGGACAAUCAGCUUCUUAAGCAAGAGGUUGAAGAGUGGAAAUCAAAAAACCAGAUGAUCAGAAACCAGUUAAGACAGCAUGGCAUCGUGGGGGCAACAAUGGACUCUUAGUGAUUCUCUGAACUGCAGAUCACAUUUGCAAUCACAUUUUUUCAAGAUUAAUCAUUCAGUAUGAUUCUGGACAUUCCCAGCCUCUUAUUUUAAGACAGACACUUAUUUAAAAGACUUGUAUGCCUCAGACAUAGGUGGUAAAUCAUGUCUAGUUCAUGGCCUUGGUUUCUCCUUCACCUGUUCAUUGUUUGAAUUCACACAUUGAUUGUUUUUAUUUUUUCAGGCUGAUCUGGUCAGCCUGAAUCAAACAAUGAUCAAUGAUCUGAUCAAACAAUUCUUCACAACUUUAGUUCAGUAAAAAUACUGAACUAAAGUUGUGAAGAAUUGUUUGAUCUGUACAUGUUUAGAUCCGUGUCCAAAGAAUGACUUUACUUUAGGACUGCUGUAGAAGCAUAUGGUGUAGCGGUCUGUUUCAAUUAUGACUUUCCUAAAAAAUAUAAGUUUACAGUUUAAUGAUCUUCAUUGGUUUCUGGUUUGAUAUCUGUGAUAAAAGCAUUUACUAAACAAUGAUUAGACGAUCACUGUUGUACAAGAAUUUGCGGUUAAAAAAUUACAGUGUCAGUAAAUUGUUUUUAAACAAAUCUUUUUUGCUUACUUUUUAAAUGAAAAAAGUUGGAUUUUAUUUUUACUGCUUAUUACUCAAAAUAUUCUAGUGAACCUGCACAUGUAUGGUUGAACCAUGAUGAUAUAUACUAGUAUUUUAGUUUCCCCCUUAUAAAUCUUAUAUAUGUAA
This is a messenger RNA of Triplophysa rosa, 1710 nucleotides long. RefSeq names its product upstream transcription factor 1, like (gene usf1l). Gene Ontology annotation, molecular function: RNA polymerase II cis-regulatory region sequence-specific DNA binding; DNA-binding transcription factor activity, RNA polymerase II-specific; protein dimerization activity. NCBI's taxonomy places the organism in Eukaryota, Metazoa, Chordata, Actinopteri, Cypriniformes, Nemacheilidae. Gene Ontology annotation, biological process: regulation of transcription by RNA polymerase II. Bases 114 to 977 code for a protein of 287 amino acids. The record is from RefSeq and is a predicted model, not a curated record. The transcript is spliced from 11 exons.